This is a messenger RNA of Rhincodon typus (whale shark), 2941 nucleotides long. RefSeq names its product carbohydrate sulfotransferase 6 (gene chst6). Gene Ontology annotation, cellular component: Golgi membrane. The transcript has 2 exons. The record is from RefSeq and is a predicted model, not a curated record. Gene Ontology annotation, biological process: carbohydrate metabolic process; sulfur compound metabolic process; N-acetylglucosamine metabolic process. Gene Ontology annotation, molecular function: N-acetylglucosamine 6-O-sulfotransferase activity. NCBI's taxonomy places the organism in Eukaryota, Metazoa, Chordata, Chondrichthyes, Orectolobiformes, Rhincodontidae. The coding region runs from base 405 to 1595 and encodes 396 amino acids.
AUGAACAAACCUUUAGCAAAGAGGAUUUGGUGUUGUAAGACAACGUUUCUUUAACUAGAAAUAACGGGGGCGCCUGCUAUCUCUCGCUCUUCAGUUGGAACGGUCUGAGUAAGCUCUUUGGUGUGUGUGUGGAACCGCAGUGUGGGUGGAGUGUACCUGCUCAGAUCACAGGGUGGAAUUUGGUCGAAGGUGUUCCAAACAGGAGAGAGCUGAUCACCGCUAACUCGCUAAAGACAGCUCACAGCGACGAAGAUUGCAGUCCGAGCUCAGAGGGCAUCGGCGCCUGGUUCAGACAGUCCACAAACGACAGUUUGGAAAUAAAGAACCCAUAGUAUUCAAGAGGGAUUACAUCUUAGCCAGAGUUGCAGAACUGACAGAUCAAUACCACAUUAGCAACCAUCGCUAUGGUGAGGCUAACGUUCGUAACUACAAGCAUUGCUGUAUUUGUGGCUAUUCAGACGUUUGCUUUGAUCGUCAUCUACUCCAGACAAAACGUUCAAUUAUCAGUAUCUAAUAACCAGAAUAACAAGGUUCACAUUCUUAUUCUUUCUUCCUGGAGGUCAGGUUCUUCCUUUGUGGGGCAAGUAUUUAGUCAGCACCCUGAUGUUUUUUACUUAAUGGAGCCUGCCUGGCACGUGUGGGUAAAUCUGUAUCAAAACAGUGCAAAGGUCUUGCAAAUGGCUGUUCGAGACCUUAUACGAUCUACAUUCUUGUGUGAUAUGUCAGUAUUUGAUGCCUACAUGAAUGAAAACAGACUAGUGUCUGAUUUGUUUCAAUGGGAAGUCAGCAGAGCACUCUGCUCACCUCCUACAUGUGACUAUUAUGAAAGAACAGACCUCAGCAAUGAUGAAACUUGCAAGAAACAUUGCAACAUGUCUAAAUUUUUUAAAAUGGAAGAAGCAUGCAAAACAUAUAAUCAUAUUGUGGUCAAAGAAGUGAGAUUCUUUGAGUUAAUAUCACUGUUUCCCCUCCUUUCUGAUCCCUCACUGAACCUCAAAAUCAUCCACCUUGUUAGAGAUCCUAGGGCUGUGAUGAAGUCUCGUGGUAAAUCAUUCCAUGCUCUAAUGAGAGACAAUGGAAUUGUUAUCGGCGCUCAUGGAACACCCAUUGAAAAAGACAAAGCUGAAGCAUCAAACUAUGAAGUCAUGAAAGAAGUUUGCAGAAGUCACAUACGGAUUCAUGAGACAGCAACCAAGCAAGCUCCAGACUUUCUAAAACAACGCUACAUGAUGGUGAGGUAUGAAGAUCUAGUAAGAGAUCCGCUUAAUGAGAUAUCAACAAUGUAUAAAUUUGCUGGUUUAGCUUUAACUCCAAAACUUAGGUCUUGGAUAUAUAACAUCACACAUGGAGAAGGAGCUGGAUCAGCAUUCAAAAUAACAUCUCGGAAUGCUAGAAGCAUAUCACAGGCAUGGAGGACUGAGGUGCCAUUUGAAAAGGUUUUAAAAGUACAGGAUAUCUGUCAGGGAGCCAUGAAUAUUCUCGGAUAUCGAUUAGUUCGGUCUGAACGUGAACAGAAACUAUUAUCUCUGGAGCUUGUCUUACCCCUGAGAGAAUACAAGUUUAGAUGGUUGAGUUCUGCUGAGGACCCAUCUUAAAUCAGGGAUGUCUUUUGGGCAUCAAAGAACUUAUAUUGUGUUUGUCUGCUGUUUUUGAUUUAAGAAAAACUCUAUGAAUCUUGUAUGAAAUGCACAAAGAUUGCUGGAUCCUUACACAAAAACUUUUGAGCUGUCAUUGCAACAUUGUCACUGGCUUCAAAAAUAGGCCAGGUGUUAUUUUAUCUUCUGUGAUAAACAAAAUAGGUCUCCAAAUGUAGUACUACAGUUAGAAGAUAUGCACAUGAAAAGAUGUAAUGAAUGCUAUAUUUAACUGUUAAUUUAGCAGUGGGAUUAUUUCAUUUCUGAGAGGACAAUGCAUCUGUGAUGAAUUCUUUUAAUAUGUUUUGGUUUAAUUUAGUGAAGACAAAAUUAUUAAUUUUAAAAUUGGGUGACUUGGGCCAGGAAGUAAAGUAGAAGGAAGGUCCCAUUGCUGUUUCAUGGAUUGUUUAGAAAAAAAACUAUGUAAAUUGCAUUUCUGGCACAAGCUCACACGUGGAAAUGAGUGGAACAUUCACCAGAAUAUUUAAUGCAUAACAUUAAUGGGCAGAAUGUUGUGAGAAAUGCAUCAGUGGUUUCCCAUUGUGUACAUCCAUCUGGCAAAAGUCACUCAAUUAAUUAUAUAUUUUACUUUAAAGUUUACAUUUAUAGAGGGUUUUACUUUCAAGUAAAGUGUGUCAUUCCAAGCACUACAGGGCAAUGGGCAACAGUUCAGAAAAAAAAAUCUUUAACUUAUUAUUUGAUUAUUCUUUUUGAUGUAAUCACAGUAAAGCACCAAGCUCAAAACAAUAGAUCAUAUUUCUAGCCAAUGGAAGUUGAAUGAAGUCCCAUAUUGGCACAGCACAAUGAAAGUAAAUGUCUCUCUAUUUUUCCCAAAAAUGCGCUUUAAUCUAUUUUCGGAAGAAAAUCUCAUACCGCACCAAUGCCAUUACAGUUUUAUUUCUGUUUUCCGUGCCAGUCAUCCUUGGUGACUAUCCAAAUUGAAUAGCAACAGAAAUCUUGGUAUCGUCCAAGAUUAGCCAUGUACUUGAUGAAUUGCUUCAGAUCUAAUCGGAGCAGGUUCAUGAGACAAUUGAAUAUGUUAAGCUAUUUGAACUCAGUUGAACAGUAACUGCUUACUGGGUUUUCCUUUGAAGUUCACACACCUAUGAACACACCCAGUCACAUACACUUGCUGAAGCAUACCCAUUCACAUAAUGGGCAAAUUGUUGGGUUCUUGAUUUAUGAUUGUAUUGUAGUCACUUGGCACCAGUGUUUCUACAAUAUAUGCACUCAGAAUUCAGAGUGUACCAGUUCCUUUUGGCUUACGAUUCAUUAAUUAUGAGUUAUUAAAAAUUUGGGUAAAAUUA